This is a messenger RNA of Thunnus maccoyii (southern bluefin tuna), 1733 nucleotides long. RefSeq names its product zona pellucida-like domain-containing protein 1. The coding region runs from base 1 to 1320 and encodes 439 amino acids. NCBI's taxonomy places the organism in Eukaryota, Metazoa, Chordata, Actinopteri, Scombriformes, Scombridae. The record is from RefSeq and is a predicted model, not a curated record. Gene Ontology annotation, cellular component: cell surface. The transcript is spliced from 12 exons.
AUGGCUGAAACAAUGCAGCAGAUGAUCCGGUUGCAGGCUUUAAAGCAGACCUUACCUUUCCCUUUCUUCUCAGUGGGCUUCCUCAGUUUGAGGACAAUGUGGCUGGCCCUUCUUACGCAUCAACUUGCCUUGCUCCUUCUCGCCCAAGCUCAGAAUGCCUGCAUUGGACAGUCCACAUUCAGAAGUCCAGCAAACUCAGACAUUGAAGUCCUCUGUGGUUCUCAGAGGGUGGAACUGCAGAUCCUCCUGUGUCCCAUUUAUUUCAAUGGAUACAACGAGUCACUGCUGUCUCUCAACUCACAGCACUCCAAACACCAAUGUAAAGGGACUCCUGACUGGACAGCAAACCCGCCUGUUGUCAAAUUCAACUUCUCCAUCACAGAGGAGGCCAUCACUGCCUGCUCCAGCAAGAUGACAGUCACUCAGGAGGUGGGAACUGGACUGUUUGCAGACUUCUCCAACGUCCAGUACAUCAACAUCUCAGGCAUGAUCUGCUCAGAGGACCCCAGCACAGGAGCCAUCACCUAUCACCAAGAGGUGAUGUACAGGUUCUCCUGCAACUACCCACUGCAGUACCUCAUCAACAAUACUGAGAUGAGCGUGUCUGGGGUCAAUCUGGCAGUCAGAGAUAAUAACGGCAGUUUCAUAAGUACACUGAGCAUGCACCUCUACUCGGAUCAUGGAUACUCCUCCAUGCUGCAGAUUCCUCCAGGAGGCCUGGAGCUAAAGACCAGGAUCUUUGUGGAAGUGAAGGCGUCUAAUCUCACCAACAGAUUCAAUGUGGUCCUGGACCGAUGUUACGCUACAACCUCGCCUUUCCACGCCAACACAACAUUUCAUGAUCUCUUUGUUGGGUGUAACCGGGAUGGCCAGACAGUAAUGGGAAUCAACGGAGAGCAGCAGGAAGCUCGCUUCUCCUUUGAAGCUUUCCGCUUUGUCCACCACAUGGAUUCAACUCUCUCCACCUACUAUGUACACUGUGCCACCAGGCUCUGUGUGAAGUCCUACUGCCCCAGCCUCAUUCAGAACUGCACCGCCGACAGUAAAACAAGGAGGCGCCGCAGUGUCAAAGACGACCAGGACACCACAGUGAGUGACAUGGCCACUGUCACCUCAGGUCCCAUCACUAUCCGGCUACACAACGGGUAUCUGGUGGCAUCUGGAGGUGCUCAGCAGACUAACAUGAACAGUACUGUGCUGGCUGUUUCAGUCGUGGCAGCCGUUGUCGGAGCUCUCUGCUUUUCUCUGGUGGCUUUCAUUGUUUACAUGCGCAACUCCAAUAUCAGUUCCAACAAGACAAGUCUGUACACACAAGAGUGACAGAAGGUCAAGACAGCUUGCAAAGGAUUCUGUCCUGUUUCAUUCACUCAUAGUCUGGUUUAUGAUACCAUGGAAGCAUUGUGAUAAAUGAAAGAGAGCAUUCAUUUUUGCAGUUGUUAUAUAUAAUUCAGGUUCCUUGAAGCAAACAUAAGAGAGGGAGACAAAUAUACCAGCAAGUUGUAUCUUCAAAUCUUUGGUUUCCAAUAAAGCUUUCAUUUAGCCUGGAGGAAGAACAGAAGUAAUAUAUUUAGUGUUGUGGGCACGCUCCAGUGGUCAGUCAGACGGAAACAACAGCACUGUAUAAUUUAACCCUUGCACACUGCUCCAGGCAUUUGGAUUCAUUUUUAUAAUCUAAUAUUGGGUAUUGGAAUUAAGGGCUGUGAUUAUUUGUAUUGUUAGAGCAGAUAGGUAGG